GGGUCCGUCGGGACGGGGCGGUCGCUGCGCUGCGAGCGGCGGGGACAGCACGCGGCGCGGCCAUGGCGGACGGGGAUGGUUCCAGCGUGAAGAAGCGGCGGAAGGAGAAGAAGCGGGCGCUUUCCGAUGAUGAUGUAGCGGACAUUCAGCACACCGAGGACUUUCUGAUCAAGCCCGAGUCCCGCGUGCCCCAGCUGGACACGUCGCAGUGGCCCUUGCUGCUGAAGAACUUUGACAAGUUGAAUGUGAGGACAACACACUACACGCCUCUUCCCUCCGGUUCUAAUCCUCUGAAGAGAGAAAUUUCUGACUAUGUUAGGUCUGGCUUUAUUAACCUCGACAAACCCUCCAAUCCAUCCUCUCACGAGGUGGUUGCGUGGAUCCGGCGCAUCCUGCGAGUGGAGAAGACAGGGCACAGUGGCACUCUGGAUCCCAAGGUGACCGGGUGCCUCAUUGUGUGCAUCGAGAGGGCAACACGGCUGGUCAAAUCUCAGCAGAGCGCAGGCAAAGAGUAUGUGGGAAUUGUUCGGCUGCACAAUGCCAUUGAGAGUGAGGCUCAGCUGGCCAGGGCCAUAGAAACUCUGACAGGUGCCCUAUUUCAGCGGCCACCCCUCAUUGCUGCUGUCAAACGACAGUUGAGGGUUAGAACUAUCUACGAGAGCAAGCUGGUGGAGUAUGAUCCUGAGAGAAGAUUAGGUAUCUUCUGGGUGAGCUGUGAAGCAGGCACCUACAUCCGAACCCUCUGCGUUCACCUGGGGUUGCUGCUGGGAGUGGGGGGCCAGAUGCAAGAGCUCCGCAGAGUCCGCUCGGGCAUCCUGGGAGAGAUGGACAACAUGGUGACCCUGCAUGAUGUGCUGGAUGCUCAGUGGCAGUAUGACAACCACAAGGACGACAGCUACCUGCGGAGGGUCAUCCUGCCCCUGGAGAAGCUGCUGACUUCACACAAGAGGCUCGUCAUGAAAGACAGCGCGGUUAAUGCCAUUUGCUAUGGAGCCAAGAUCAUGCUGCCUGGUGUUCUGCGGUAUGAGGAUGGUAUUGAGCUUAAUCAGGAGAUUGUUGUCAUCACCACGAAAGGAGAAGCCAUCUGCCUAGCCAUUGCCUUGAUGACCACAGCAGUCAUUUCUACUUGUGACCACGGCAUUGUGGCAAAGAUCAAGAGAGUGAUCAUGGAGAGAGACACAUAUCCCCGRAAAUGGGGGCUGGGCCCCAAGGCCAGUCAAAAGAAGAUGAUGAUCCAGAAGGGUCUGCUGGACAAGCACGGAAAGCCCAAUGAGAACACACCAGAGUCCUGGAGGAGGGAAUAUGUGGAUUACAGGGAUGCUUCCAGGAAAGAAGCAGCUGCUGGUCACCAAGCUGCUCCAGAGGUGGACAGGGCUGCAAAAAGGAAGCGAGACUCGGAGAGUGAAAACGAUGAAGCUGUGAUCCCACCGUCCCCUGCCACCCCACCACCAGAGGAGCUGAGCAAAAAGGAAAAGAAAAAGAAGAARAAAGAGAAGAAGGCCAGAGAGGCAGCUGAGAGUGGGGGAGACGAAAUAGAAGUGACCACUGAGACCAGCACCAAGAAGAAAAAGAAGAAGAAACAUAAGGAGGUAGUAGAAGAGAGCUCGGAGUAAACAACUGGAUCUGUCCAAAGCAGGCAACCUCAUGAGUAAGGAGAGAGAUUUAGGCCUUGAGAAGAAGACUGGCUGUGUGGCAGACGAGCCAGCAAGUUCCAAGUUCWGUUCUGCCGUUCAUAUGAGUGAGUGGGUGUUUGCCCUGCUCAGGAGCCCCUCCUCAUCCUGUUUUAAGGGUUGCCAGAGGAGCGGGGUGCCCCCCUAUCCCUGCACUGGAUUGAUCUCUAAAGCUGAGCACCRUGAUGCCAACAGAGGUGGUGUCUUCAGGGAAACCUUUGGCUCUUCCCUGGUGUGUUUUCAGCUARAGAGGGUGGAAUAAUCUUUCUCCCCCCUCGCAUACUGCGUCUGUUUUCCCUUUUCUUCCAAGGUUGAAGCUGUUACCUGACAGUUAGAGAAUGUGUUGCUGCCUGGAGGAGUGGCUUUGUCGCAGCCCCAGUGAAUGGGUUUGCAUGGGGACAGUCAGAUCAGUUCUUUUUGAAGAACUCUGCUUUGUUUUGACCUGGCCACACGCUUGGCUUGACCUUCGGCUAAAUGAGAACAAAUAGUCCACCCAGGUUUCCACUUUUUUUUUUUUUUUUCAACCUUUAUCACGGAAGGAUUAGAAAAUUUAAUUCCUCAAUUUUGCUUUAUAGCACAAGGAUGUGCUUGUUCAUUGUGUGCUGAUCCCCAAGCCCAGUGCCUGGGUGGCCUGGGCAGUGUGUACCUCCUGCUGGCUCUUGCACUUCUCUACCCCUUUGUUGAAAUUUGUUGGAAUUCUCUACCCAUGUUGGCACUGCAGGGCUGUUGAUUGCCUUGCCUGGUUUCAGUGCUCAGUGUGCUCUGAAGGCUGGAGGUGAGGAUGUUGCUGGGGGGCAGAAGGUGACCGGGAGGUGACUGACCAAUGUGUUUUUCAUGCUGCUGGGACUGGAGUCCUUGUGAGGAAAAGCUUGGUCAGAGCAGCUCCGAGGGGCAUUGGGUGUGGGGCUUAAACGGUUUCAGAUAAACUUUGGUUGCUAACUUCCUUAUCUGGAAUGACUUCUGGGGGCAGAAGGUCUCUCCUCUGUCACAGGGGUAGUGCUGAGCCAUGAUUUAGCUCCUUUCAAGGGGAAGGAGCCCAGGCUGUUUUGUUCUGUUUGAUCCCUGCAGAGAUUCUGUUAACUGUGGGUUUAACCUCGUGCAUUGCUUUUGUCCUAAUGGUCUAUCAUCCCCUCCAGUGCUGGAGAUUCAUGCAAGCAGUGGGGACAGCAGCUGGUGGGUGUUACAAUCUGAGCAGAAAAAGGUCCAUUUUUAUUUACUCUUUUUUACAAAAAUAAAUAAAAAGUUCUGGUUUUGAA
This is a messenger RNA of Malurus melanocephalus (red-backed fairy wren), 2926 nucleotides long. It is a transcript of the gene DKC1, whose product is annotated as dyskerin pseudouridine synthase 1. Gene Ontology annotation, cellular component: box H/ACA snoRNP complex. Gene Ontology annotation, molecular function: RNA binding; pseudouridine synthase activity. Lineage: Eukaryota; Metazoa; Chordata; Aves; Passeriformes; Maluridae. The record is from RefSeq and is a predicted model, not a curated record. The transcript is spliced from 15 exons. Gene Ontology annotation, biological process: mRNA pseudouridine synthesis; snRNA pseudouridine synthesis; box H/ACA sno(s)RNA 3'-end processing. Bases 63 to 1613 code for a protein of 516 amino acids.